CGCCCUUAGCUUCUUAUUAGGCUUACAGAAUUUCCUUUUUGUGAAUAAGUAGACCUAAAAUGACUGGAUUUCACACGUAAAGAGUGUUGUUGCUUCAUACCUUUUAUACCUAGAUGCUAGACCUGUGUGAAACUUUAGAAAUAUCGGUUGAUUAAAUAUAUAGAUCUAAUAAUUUAUUUAGACUUUAUGCGAAAAUGCCUUUUGGCAUUAAACCUAUUUGUAGUUCUUGUAAGAUAACGUCUUCUCCUAUUUGGAGAAAAGGCACAAAAGGUGAAGUGUACUGUAAUUCUUGCGGACUUAAACAGUUGAAUGGUGUUUCUUUAGUUAACAAUUCAAGUUCUAAAUCAGACAGUGCUACAAAUGGUGUAACAAAAGCUAGCAAUGGCUCAUCGGCAGGCUCAGGGUCAAAUAACAAUGUUCCUGUCUUAAGGAAAAGUUUAAGAAUUAAACCUACAAAGAAAACUGCACUGUCUUCUACUAAAAACUUAUCAACCAAAGGAAAAGGACGUCGCAUUUUAUUUAAGAAGAAUCAACCUAUGAAAGCUCCUGCAGCAGUUGCCACUGUAGUCACAGGAGAAAGUGUUUUCCAUAAGGAUCAAUAUUAUCAAAUAGGGGAUGUAGUCUCAUUGGUGGACCAUGAUGGAGGGCUGUACUAUGCUCAACUUCGGGGAUUCCUCUCUGAUCAGUAUAAUGAAAAAAGUGCUGUGAUCACAUGGUUGCUGCCCACUACAAAUUCACCACCAAACAGAUUUGAUCCCAACUCUUUCAUUUUAGGCCCAGAAGAAGACUUACCUCGGAAGUUAGAUUUCAUGGAGUUUGUGUGUCACGCCCCGUCAGACUAUUUCAGAUCUCGAGAUUCUCCAUAUAAAACAUUUGACCCCGAACCUAAACUUUGUUACAUCUGGACCUCUAUAGGCCCUCGCAUCACAACAGUGCCCUCGAUAGAUGAAAUAUUUGGUGUCAGUGAUGUAGGGUCAUUAGACAGUAGUAGUGUCAGACUGAAAGCUGAAAAAGAUAAAUUGAAAGACCGUCCUGGCUAUCGGGAGAAAGACAGAUUAGAGAAACGUGCAAUCAAAGUGGAAUCAGACGAAUAAGUCUGUGACUGCCAUAGGAUACUAUUAAGACAUUUGAUGUGUGUAGGCAUGAUCUACAUCCAUCAAACCAUCGUGUGACUACUGUACAUACCACAUGACAGCUCUAUAUACACUGUGAAUAUAAUAUACAUCACUCCACAAAGAACAAAAUCUAAACCACACUUUUAACCUGUUUUGCUUUGUGAGACUUUUCAUUUGACAUUCAUCAUUGUUAAAUGCAUUGUUACCUUCAAAACUGUAAAUCAGUGAAUGUUAUAUUCUCUCUUACCAGCAAGUGUUCAUCCAGCCACUUGUAAGGUAUGUUUAAAUAUACACUGCUAUGGUGAUCAUGGGACCUAUUUAUUUAGGUUACAUAGGAAAUUUUCUACUACUGUUUUUAAUCAUUAAAAUAUUAUUAUGAUUUUAGAUUUUAUUUUUAUCAGAUCAUCAAUCUCAAUGUGGUCUAAUUGCUGUAUAGGUCAAAGGAAAUAUUUUUAACACUGCAAAGUUUAUUGAAGGAAAAUAAAUAUUGGUUUGCAAACAAAAAUAAAGUUUACAUUUUUAAAAUCA
Molecule: messenger RNA, 1643 nt
Organism: Biomphalaria glabrata
Lineage: Eukaryota; Metazoa; Mollusca; Gastropoda; Planorbidae
Product: GATA zinc finger domain-containing protein 1-like
Exons: 4
Coding region: 195-1094 (299 amino acids)
Biological process (GO): regulation of DNA-templated transcription; chromatin organization
Cellular component (GO): nucleus
Molecular function (GO): sequence-specific DNA binding; zinc ion binding
Source: RefSeq, a predicted model, not a curated record